GAUUGGUGCCGUUGAUCCGGAUUAACGGAACCUCCUGUCCGGUCCUAUGAGCGCCGCCUCCGCUCCGUCCUUCAUGGUGAUGCAGCGGCCGCUCGGAAGCAGCACCGCCUUCAGCAUCGACUCCCUGAUCGGGGGCCCACCGCCGCCCAGCCCGGGACACUUCGUCUACACCGGAUACCCCAUGUUCAUGCCGUACCGGUCCGUGGUCCUGCAGCCGCCGCCGCCGCCGCCGCCUCCGGCCCUGCAGCACCCGCAGCUCCCGGGCCUGCAGAGCGGCUUCUGCUCGGGCCUCGCGCUAACCUCCACCCUGAUGGCGGCUCUGCCCGGAGGCUUCUCCCCGAACCAGCAGCACCCGGAGGCGGCCCGGAAGUUCGGCUCGCCGCCGCUGCACGCGGACGACAGCAAGAGUUCGUUGGCGGGUAAAGAGUCCGCAGGACUGCAGGGAUUCCACGAGUCCGACAGCAGCACGGUGCGCGUGCACGCUAAAGAUGACCCACGAGAGGACGAGCUCGCGCGGAGGGACGACGCCUUCUCCAUGGACAGCGACCUGGACUACAGCUCGGACGACAACCUGACCUCCGCGGGCCACAAAGAGGACGGCGACGGCGGCCUGCUGGACGACGGCCCACUGCUCCACGGAUCUGGGUCCGGCGGCGGAACCGGAUCGUGCGGCGGAAGCGGCGCGGGGAGCGGCGGGAAGAACCGGCGGCGGCGGACGGCGUUCACGAGCGAGCAGCUCUUGGAGCUGGAGAAGGAGUUCCACUGCAAGAAGUACCUGUCCCUCACCGAGCGCUCCCAGAUCGCGCACGCGCUCAAGCUCAGCGAGGUGCAGGUCAAGAUCUGGUUCCAGAACCGGCGCGCCAAGUGGAAACGGGUCAAAGCCGGAAACGUCAACAACAAGUCCGGGGAGCCGUCCCGGAACCCCAAAAUAGUGGUUCCCAUUCCGGUGCACGUGAGCCGGUUCGCCAUCAGGAGUCAGCACCAACAGCUGGAGCAGAACCGACCGUAG
Thalassophryne amazonica is the source of this 1009-nucleotide messenger RNA. It is a transcript of the gene gbx2, whose product is annotated as gastrulation brain homeobox 2. Bases 47 to 1009 code for a protein of 320 amino acids. Gene Ontology annotation, molecular function: RNA polymerase II transcription regulatory region sequence-specific DNA binding; DNA-binding transcription factor activity, RNA polymerase II-specific. Gene Ontology annotation, cellular component: nucleus. The record is from RefSeq and is a predicted model, not a curated record. Gene Ontology annotation, biological process: regulation of transcription by RNA polymerase II; regulation of nervous system development. NCBI's taxonomy places the organism in Eukaryota, Metazoa, Chordata, Actinopteri, Batrachoidiformes, Batrachoididae. The transcript is spliced from 2 exons.